This is a messenger RNA of Achroia grisella, 1215 nucleotides long. Its product is annotated as FAM172 family protein homolog CG10038. Gene Ontology annotation, molecular function: siRNA binding; hydrolase activity, acting on ester bonds. The record is from RefSeq and is a predicted model, not a curated record. The coding region runs from base 140 to 1114 and encodes 324 amino acids. Lineage: Eukaryota; Metazoa; Arthropoda; Insecta; Lepidoptera; Pyralidae. Gene Ontology annotation, cellular component: nucleus. Gene Ontology annotation, biological process: regulatory ncRNA-mediated heterochromatin formation. The transcript has 5 exons.
ACUGAAGUUAUUUGUUUACAAUAUCUAUUCAUAGCCACAACAAUUUACCUUUUCAAUUAUUUAUAUAACUUAUUCGGUGGAAAACGAAGAGAAUUUAAGCCGUAUGUAGAGUUCUUUGAUCGUUUCCAGUUAUAAGUAGAUGACGUUAAAAUAUACAAAUAAACUCGGUCUCAUAAGGCACUGGGUGGCGCCGAUUAAACGAGUACCGGCUAAUUCUACUUCAAAGGCGUUUUCUGUAUAUACCAAGGCGAUGGAAUCAAUAAAAACGAUGAAAGAUUUAGGAUACGGAUUCAAUGUUGAUGGCCAGCUUAGAAAAUUGGAUGAUAAUGGCCAGCCAGGUGAUGAACCGUUUCAAUUCAAUGUCAGUGAUCAGCAUCAGGAGUGUCAGGCGCAUUAUGAGAAGCUUGGUGAUGCAAUAACGGACUAUGUGUACCAUAUCUUGGAAACACGGGAAAGUUUAAUCAGGUUGCCUGUACCAGAAGGAUCCACUGAUGGAACAUUUAUAUUUGUUACCAAAGACUAUGACAAGACAGAUACUUUAUUGAUUCUCAUCAAUGGGUCAGGGGUCGUGAAAGCUGGACAAUGGGCUAGAUCACUAAUCAUCAAUGAAAGUUUAGAUAUGGGUACACAAAUACCUUAUAUUAGGAAAGCUAUAUCUAAAGGUUAUGGUGUUUUGAUCUUAAACACAAAUGACAACUACUUGCCAAAUGGGAAGAAGAUUCAGCACAGUGGCACAGCAGAGGAGCAUGCUCACUACGUAUGGGACACUUAUGUGAAAAAAGCAAAAGCAUCGUCCAUUGUGAUUGUGGCCCACAGUUACGGAGGAGUUGUGACUCUCACAUUAGCAGACCAAUUGAAAGAUGCAUUCAAUGAUCAAGUAAAGGCUAUUGCAUUUACAGACUCUGUUCAUGCAUUUUCUAAUAUCAAAAUGUCAAAGCAUUUUAAAGAGAUUUCAAGAAAUUGGAUAUCUUCUGCUGCAGUACUAGAUACACCAAUGAAUACACCAGAUUUUGAUUGUGCCAGGGUAUCAGCAGGUCAUCCAAAACAUGAAAUGACAUCUUAUGCAUGUAUCGACUCUGUAUUUAAGUUCUUUGAAGAAAAACUUAGCAAGUGACUAUAUCUCACAUUAGUUAUGAUGCCUUAUUAAAUCAAACAAACUAAUGAAAUAUAUUUGUUUUAUUAAAUAGACUUUUAUUUAUCACUUAUAUAGUAUAG